UUGCCAGCCAGCCAGGCCGAGCUUUAGUAGCGAAUGCUUCGCCGACCCGCGCGCUUCAGUGCUUUGUUCCCUUUUAUUCACUCUCACCGCCAAAGAGAGAAAUAAAAAAUUGUUUUCGCGCUCUGGAGAUGUGCACCUGAUUUCUUCUUAAAAGCCACACUUUCCGGGAUUUGUGCAUCAUUUUGCUGGAUAUUAAACUUCUAACAACCGAAAUGAAGUCCCUGGUGAUCACUAGUCCGCACACCAACCUGAACCAGUACGCGUCGUGUCCGCAACUGGUCAAGGGCCAGACCAAGGCAAUGCCUGAAGAGUCCAACGAGCUGCAGGCGGUCAAACGCUUCACAGCCAAGUACGACUCGUACCAGGGCCUCAUCCAGGCGGCCAACCAGCGGCCAGACAGCCCAACCUCCUCUGAAGAUGAGGGAAAACCGAGCAUGGUGACUGAACAGGAGCGGCUGCAGACCGAGUCCUUCUUCAGGGGCCUCAAAACGCAGGUCUACGUCAGCAACACCCUGGCCAACCUUUACUUCGGGACGGCCACACACGCACCCUCAGGUGGCAACUCCAGUCCACCGGAGUGGGAACUGAUGUACACCGGCAUCCCGGUGGUGAUUCUGGACCUGGGCGAAACUCGCUCGCGCCGAAAGCGCCGCAUCCAGAUCUUGCUAGCUGAGCGCGGCUCAUGCUUCACCCUGUGGAAGGACACGAUCGACAACCUGACGGCCUACAAGCAGGUGGCACCCUCUUUCCACACCAUGUAUCUGUCCUCGGACCACCGUCGGGUGGUUGGGCUCAGUUUCGACAGCGUCGACGCCGCCGACGAACUGCUCAGCCAGAUCGAGUCGCUCACCUCCCGGCCCGAGAACAUCAGCCUGUCCAUGCCCAAGGGGGUCAAGCCCCCCACCGCCCCCAGCCCACCAAAACGCCUGCCCCCCAAGUCUCAAAUUUCCCAGCCCUGCUGCUUCCAACACGUGACUAGCGUCCAGAUUGACGACCGCUCGAGAUACUUCUCGCUGCAGACCUUGGUGCCCAGUCUGCAGGAAAUUGAGGACGAAUCGGAACUCAAGUGAUUUUUGCGUUUUACUUUAGUUUGUACUAAGGACUCUGUUUGACUGAUUAUUCUUUACAUAUUAAGUACUUUGGUGAGCAUGAGAUGUUUAUAAUUUAUAAAUUUAAAAGGAAAUAUGUGAGAGUUUGUGUUUAUACAGAACAAAAUUUGGGGCUCUCUGAAUAGUCCAGUUUUGUAUAUUAUAUAACUAUAUAAUAAUAGAAAACUUCAAAUGAAAUAUUGGAAAUUUAUAACAAGGGAUGAUAUGCAAUUUCAGUUUGAAAUAUUUGAAAAAGUUAAAAAUUACAAAUUAACAGCCAUGAUCGGAAAGUUUAAAAUUUAGUUUAAUGAUAUUAUUUAAAAAUCAGACAAAGGGAAGUUGAAUCUUUAUUUAACGCUCUGAACUUUAAAUGCUUUAAUUCAUCUCAAAUUCUAUUCAAUCUUGAUGUGCAAUUGAAAUCAAUCUACUUGUAAAUUAAAUGUAUUUUAAUCAAAAUUUAUGCAUCAAAAACUAAUGGAAGCGAUGUGAUUACAAAGCCCUUGGUCUGGUUAUGCUUUUGAAUUAUCCUUAAUUUGUUUUGUAAAAAUACAAACUGAAUUUGGCUGAACAAAAAUCUAUAAUAUUGACUAAAAUAUUUGGUAAUUUUGACAUCUCUUAUCUGAUUACUUUCCCACCGUGAAAAUUUGUAGCUGAAUUAAAAAAAAAAUAAAUAAAUAAAUUGUACACCUAAGUUAUUUUACUAGCGCCAAUAUAUUAUGAGAAUUUAUGUAUAAAUGUAUCUUAUUAUGCAAUAGGCUUCUCAUGUGAUUGUGAUAAUUUUGUGCUAUAACAACUUCUUGUGCACUACAAAAAAUGAAGAAGAAUUUUACGCACAAUCAUAAUUUAAAAAAUUUAAGCUGUGUAAAAAAAUUUGCAGAAGCAACUCAGGCAAUUCAUGAAGUGCCUGUGUUUAUAUUAAAAAAUCGAACAUGUGAUUUCACGCAGCUUGAAUGCAUACUUGUUUAUUGUUCAUAUUAGAGAGCGUGUAAUUAUUUAAUGAAGUCUAAGAGAGAAUUGUAAGUAAUUAAAGUUAAGUUAUGUAAAUUGCUUGUACAUAAUCAGUAGUGAUUGUAAAUAAAAUUAAAUCUGCAAUAAAGAGCUUAAAUAAAAAUUCAGUGCACCUAGUUUUCAUAA
Neocloeon triangulifer is the source of this 2222-nucleotide messenger RNA. RefSeq lists its product as uncharacterized. Gene Ontology annotation, molecular function: DNA-binding transcription factor activity, RNA polymerase II-specific; RNA polymerase II cis-regulatory region sequence-specific DNA binding. Lineage: Eukaryota; Metazoa; Arthropoda; Insecta; Ephemeroptera; Baetidae. The record is from RefSeq and is a predicted model, not a curated record. Gene Ontology annotation, cellular component: nucleus. Bases 213 to 1070 code for a protein of 285 amino acids. The transcript is spliced from 3 exons. Gene Ontology annotation, biological process: regulation of transcription by RNA polymerase II.